GUCCCGCGCCGGGCGCCGCAUGCUGCACCCCGCCAAGCACCCCCGCUGCAGCCCCAUGGCCCCGCCACGCAUCGGCACGCACAAUGGCACCUUCCACUGCGACGAGGCGCUGGCGUGCGCGCUGCUCCGCCUGCUGCCCGAGUACCAGGAGGCCGAAAUCGUGCGGACGCGGGACCCUGAGCAGCUGGCCGCGUGUGACGUCGUGGUGGACGUGGGCGGCGAGUACGACCCUCGGAGACACCGAUACGAUCACCACCAGAGGUCUUUCACAGAGAGCAUGAGCUCGCUGUGCCCCGGGAAGCCAUGGCAGACCAAGCUGAGCAGCGCGGGACUCGUCUAUCUGCACUUCGGCCACAAGCUGCUGGCCCAGCUGCUGGGCGCUGAUGAAGAGGACAGCGUGGUGGGAGUCCUCUAUGACAAGAUGUAUGAGAACUUCGUGGAAGAGGUGGACGCGGUGGACAAUGGGAUCUUGCAGUGGGAGGGGGAGCCUCGCUAUGCGCUCACCACGAACCUGAGUGCCAGGGUGGCUCGACUUAAUCCCACCUGGAACCAACCCAACCAAGACACUGAGGCAGGCUUCCAGCGUGCAAUGGAGCUGGUUCAGGAGGAGUUUCUUCAGCGACUGGACUUCUACCAGCACAGCUGGCUGCCUGCCCGGGCCCUGGUGGAAGAGGCGCUGGCACAGCGCUUCCAGGUGGACCCCAGUGGGGAGAUAGUGGAACUGGCCAAAGGUGGUUGUCCCUGGAAGGAGCAUCUGUAUCAGCUGGAGUCAGAGCUGUGCCCACCAGGAGCCAUUGCCUUUGUUAUCUACACUGACCAGGCUGGGCAGUGGCGGGUUCAGUGUGUGCCCAAGGAGCUCCACUCGUUCCAAAGCCGGUUGCCCCUGCCAGAGCCAUGGCGGGGUCUUCGGGACGAAGCCCUGGACCAGGUCAGUGGGAUCCCUGGCUGCGUCUUUGUGCAUGCCAGUGGCUUCAUUGGCGGGCACCGCACCCGAGAGGGUGCCCUGAGCAUGGCUCGUGCCACCCUGGCCCAGCGCCCAGCACCUGUGCCUCCCCCAGAAACCCCAGUCAAAUAAAGCCUGCCUUUUC
Ochotona curzoniae (black-lipped pika) is the source of this 1088-nucleotide messenger RNA. RefSeq names its product MYG1 exonuclease (gene MYG1). Gene Ontology annotation, cellular component: nucleus; cytoplasm. Lineage: Eukaryota; Metazoa; Chordata; Mammalia; Lagomorpha; Ochotonidae. The transcript is spliced from 7 exons. The record is from RefSeq and is a predicted model, not a curated record. The coding region runs from base 20 to 1075 and encodes 351 amino acids.